Podarcis lilfordi (Lilford's wall lizard) is the source of this 18974-nucleotide messenger RNA. Lineage: Eukaryota; Metazoa; Chordata; Lepidosauria; Squamata; Lacertidae. The record is from the annotation of a GenBank genome assembly.
AUGGAGAGGUAGGGGAAACGCAGCCUGUGGUUUCCCCCACUUCCAGCAAACAGCGGUUCAGGAAGACCCAGUGCUUUUGGCCAGUUAAAAAGAUAGCACAAGAGUAAAGCUGGUAAGAAAAAGUUGGCAGUUCUAAUGCCCCUGAGACUUCUUAGUCUCUCACAUACACAUGGCUUGCUGUUUUCAUGUGGUGUGAUCCCACGUGGCUGCAGUGUAUCUGUGAGGAAUGGAGAACCUCAGUGGCCAUUAACCCCAGCCAGCAUUGCUGAAGAUCAGAGAUGAUGGGAACUGGAGACCACCAACAUCUGGAGGGUCACAGGUCUCCCAAUCCCCGGAAGAUAUAGAUGCUGCAGUCAAAUGGCUGGGCUGAUCUGUGGACAGCUUUCACCCUCCUUCAAGGCCUUGUGGCAAUUGAGUGGGGGAGACCACCAGUGGGUUAGUAAAAAAACAGAUGCAUCACCUACUGAAUGAUAGCCUGUUGUGCCACUAUUAAAAAAGCAUUGAGUUGUAUUCAAUACUAGUCCUACACAAAGUGGACCCACUUAAAAUUAUGGGCACAAGUUACUUGCGGAACAAACUGGGUUCAGACCUAUGUCAAGCUUUGCUCAUUCACAAUGAAGCUUAGGAAAGACUUCCUAACAGAAGGAGUUGCUUGAUAGGAGAAUAGACCUACUUUGGGAAGGGUCAUAGGCUCUUCUUUGGCGAACUUGUUUAGGCAGCAUCUGGGUGGGAAUCUUUAAGGGGUCUUUGACUUGGGAAAAUUCCUGUCAGGGAUCCAGCAUGUGAUAAGCUUUUUGCCACGAAUACUGGAGUGCCCAUAGGUUAGGGUGGAACAGGGUGGGUAGGUGGGUAGAACUGAGGGAAGGUGGUGGGAGGGGCUUAGCUGCAGGAUGCAGCCUCCCCCAGUUGACCUUGGGGGAGAGACCUAUUGGGGGAGGACAAACACUGCAUACACAGCAUGCAUCACAUCCCCCCACCAUUGUUAUGGCUGCUGGGAAUUAGUUGCUCUGUGAGGAGUCAACUGGAAUUGCCAGGAUCCUUUGGAGAUGUGUGUUUUAAAUGUAUGGCAUGUACACAGCCCAAGGGAGCUAGAUUCUCUUCUAACAUAACAAGGAUAAUGACAAUAAUAAUAAUAAUGGUUUUAUUAUUUGUAUCCCACCCAUCUGAUUUGCCUAUCUUUGUCACCCAGCUCAAGCAUGAUAUCUCCUCUGUUAUCUUAUUUCUACACCCUGUUUGCUCAUCCUCCCUGACUUCCUCUUUUUGGUCUGCUGCUAGACCAACCAGAACAGAGAUUUCCUCCCCAAUAGCACACUUCGUUUGGUGUUUCUUCUACAGUUGCUAUUAUUUUUGCCUUUUCUGCUUUUUCCUUGCCCAUUUGGGGAAGGAAGGUUUGCUGGAAGGCAAACAGCAUCUCCUGGUGCAGAGGGAGUGGGAACAACUGGGCAAACAGCUCUGUGCCCCCCAGCUGCAUCUCCAUCUCUCUCUGAGAGGGAAAGGCACACCUUGAGCCACCCUGGAUCCCCGCAUCAAAGAGCCGCUCCUCUGCAGGGAGCCUAGAGAAUAUUAUCAAAGCUUGAAGGAGAAAGAUGCUCAGCAGGCGGAGAAUGAAUAUUACAGGUAAAAUUUCUGCCUCUCUUAAGACAGCUCUGCUAAUUUCAUCCCCCCUUUUCCCCUUCUUAUGCCUAGAGGUACACCUUUCUUGCUUAUAACUCUUUCCCCUUAAAUCCCACUUUCCUGGAAUACUUUUGGCUUAAGCUGCUAGUCCUCAUCCUGCACCAGAUCCACACCAUACUUUUAAAGCAUAUCUAACGCAUGUUUAAAGCACAUGGCUCACCCUCCCCCAAAGAAUCCUGGGUGCUGUAGUUUGUAAGGGUGUUGGGAAUUGUGCCUCUGUGGAGGGAAAACUACAGGUCCCAGGAUUCUUGGUGGUGGUGGCUAGGAGGCUGACAGUUUAGCUUACGGUUCCUGUACAAAACAUCAUGUACUUUGAUAAUGUGUUGUUUGUGUUUCUGUGACCCAGGAGUGGGAGAAAACAUUUUCAGCCUGAGGCAAGGCAUUCAGUUCUGGCAAGGGUUACAUGCCAGCAAUGGCCAGAUUUGCCAGAGGGGAAAGCGGGUGAAGUAACACAUGUAAAGCAAGAAGCAUGAUAAUAUUGCAGAUAUUAAUAUUGUGCAGCUUGAAGCAAUUGGAUGCAUUAAAACUAACUCCUCUUGGAAUAAAACUCUGCCCAGACCCAUAAGUAUUGUUCAAAGCUUUACUAACCAGAUCUUCUUUCAAAACAGGUACAAAAACAUUAAUGAUACAUCCAAAACAAUUCCUUACAGUCAUGUGCAUGUCCCAACACAGGUUGGGCUUCUUAUAAAAUAUGAAACCAAGGGUCUGUCUCUCCCACAACCUCCAUUACAGCCUGGAGUUGUUUUCCCUUUAGGAGAGACCUCAUUAUCACAUCCUUUGUUAUUGGCUGCUUGAGAAACAACUCACACAAAACAGAGACCCCCGCAGAUUAACAUAUGCAUAAAAGAUCAGUCUGUCUCUUUCAUGUGAUCUAAGUCAGUCACGAGACAAACCAGAAGACAUCAACAGUUAAUCAUCAACCUGCUAGAGAGCAGAAAGCUCCUGUUGCUCUUCUUUAGUUUUGGAAAUUUCCAGUUCAACCCUUAGUAAUAUACAUACAGGCAUUCACCAUUUCAGUGUCAAUUAAACAAGUAUACUUAACACAUAAGAGUUCAAGGACACAUUUCAGCCAAGAAAAAGCACUAAAAGAGGGUGUGGAUUAGGAGCGGUGCGAGGCCUGGAGAAAGUUCAGGGGGCCAUACAGAGAGACUUGGAGGGUUGGAUUCAGCCUGCAUGGAGGGCAGGUGCAUGGAGUUUAGGAUGAUAAGAUGGAGCUGCAAAAGAGGAAGGCUCCACUCAAUGAUAGAACCAGUACCUGGCAACCCUGGGCAAGUUGCUAGGAGCCUGACAGCCUGGCAGGGGCAUGCUGCCAAUGGCUGCCUUGGCCACCCAAUUUUGACCUAUUCCAGCCAGGCUCUUCCUAUGUUCCACCAAACUCAUAAAAAUACAGGAACCCUCUUGCCAUCAACAUCCGUGAUGGACCACAUUGGUCAUUCCAUAAUUGUUCUCUUCUCUCUCCCUUUCCUUUCCAGGACUCUUAAAAACCAUCGGCUCUUCCUUGCCACCUUCGCUGCUGUGCUUGGGAACUUUAGUUUUGGUUUUGCUUUAGUCUACACCUCCCCGGUCAUCCCUGCUUUGGAAAAAUCUCUGGUCCGCAACUUAAGACUAACAGAGGCAACGGCAUCCUGGUUUGGGGUAAGAGUGGCCAGCCAGCAGGAAAGGCGGGAGAAAUAGACCUGAGAGGUGCAUGCCAUCGGUUGGAUUGCAGUGUUCCCAAGGGGUGCCAGGUCUCAAAAUAUGACCCAAAGCUGCAGGGUUUUAGCCUCUUUCUCUGGGUCUCCAUGGGAAAUAUUAAAAUCUAAGACUGAUGGGGUGGUCUAGUUUCUGCUUGGGAACUUUUGCUGCUAGCCAGGCUGGUCCACCUAUGAAGCAGGAUCCACAAGGGUGGAAGGACCCAGAGGGGAAACAGAUCUACCCUCCAAUAAAUUUAUCGCUUCUACCCAGUGGCAGAAGCGACAGCUGCAGCAUGCUUCUUGGAGGCCAGAUCUGCCACUUCCUUGGCAGCACCCCCAUGCCACUUCUACAGCGGCCUUUUGCUAAACAGGAAGUGCUGCUAGUCUCCUCCCAUCCUUGUUCCCAAAGAAUGUCCUUAUCCCCACCACCACCAUCCCCCUUGUUCCUGAUGUAGAUCUUCACUCACUCCUUCCCUGGUUAUAGUGAUGGGGUGUGUGUGCCUUUUUGUGGUUUGGCUCAAGUGCCAAAAUGUAUAGGACCAGCCCUGCUGCUAGCACCCAUUCCAUGUUGACCAAGCCCCACCCCAUCCUGUUAGGCUCCACCCCCUGGUCUAUAUGGCAUCAUGUGAGCCUUAGGAGACCCAGCAGCCCUGGGCUCAACCAAAAGAUUGUUGGCCCCCAGAAUCUGCUUCAACCUUUGCAAUGGAAGAACACAAGCUGAGUGAGGGGCUGAGGCUGAAGCAAGGAUAUGACUUCUAUUUCUGGGCAAGUUGCUGUAUCUUGGAUUAGUUGACUCUACCUCGCUUGCAGGGUUGUUGAGAGGACAUGAUUGCAUUUUUCAAAUCCCUAAGGGCACAAAACAGUUCUCUGCUGCUCCAGAGGGCAGAAGUGGAUCUCAUAGGCUUCAGGUACAGGAGGGUAGGUUUAGAUGGAACGUUAGGAAAAUUAUAUUGUCAGUAAGAGAGGUUUAGCAACAAACCAAUUACCAAGAGUAGGAGUAGACUCCUCUGCUUUGGAAGUCUUCAACUGGAACCUGAUGAGCCCUGGAGAUGUUCUUGCUCUUAAGUUUUCUUCUAUGACCUCGUGGCUGGAUUAGCAUAGGGGUGGGGAACUUUUUUUCAAAAACCUACACUGGCUCCCAGUACAUUUCCAAGCACAAUUCAAAGUCUUGGUGCUGACCUUUAAAGCCCUAAAUGGCCGCGGUCCAGUAUAACUGAAAGAGCAUCUCCACCCCCAUCGUUCUACCCGGACACUGAGGUCCACUGAGGGCCUUCUGACGGUUCCCUCACUGCGGGAAGCCAAGUUACAGGGAACCAGGCAGAGGGCCUUCUUGGUAGUGGCACCUGCCCUGUGGAACGCCCUCCCACCAGAUGUCAAAAAGAAAAACAACUACCAGACUUUUAGAAGACAUCUGAAGGCAGCCCUGUUUAGGGAAGCUUUUAAUGUUUAAUAGACUAUUGUAUUUUAAUAUUCUGUUGGAAGCCACCCAGAGUGGCCAGUCAGAUGUGCAGGGUAUAAAUAAUAAUAAUAAUAAUAAUAAUAAUAAUAAUUACAGUAUUAUAAAGCAAGGGCCACAUUCCCCCCUGGAUAAAUUUCCAAGGGCUGCAUAGCAGUUGUGGGAGGGGCUAGAGGCAAAAGUGGGUGGAACUACAAUGCAAAUGCUAUUAUUAAUAACUACACGACUUUUAGAAGACAUCUGAAUAAUAAUAAUAAUAAUAAAUUUUAUUUAUAUCCCGCCCUCCCCAGCCGAAGCCGGGCUCAGGGCGGCUAACAACAAUAAAACAGUACAAAAGUACAGCAUAAACAACAUUCUAAAAUCAUUCAUUAUAAAAUUAAUUAAUUCAAGCCACUGGCAACCAUUGGGCCAGAGCUCCACGAAGAUUGCCGAGGGAGGGAGUCAGGCUGUGCCCUGGCCAAAGGCCUGGUGGAACAGCUCUGUCUUGCAGGCCCUGCGGAAAGAUGUCAAGUCCCGCAGGGCCCUGGUCUCUUGUGACAGAGUGUUCCACCAGAUCGGAGCCACAGCCGAAAAGCCCUGGCUCUAGUUGAGGCCAGCCUAACUUCUCUGUGGCCUGGGACCUUCAAGAUGUUUUUAUUUGAAGACCGUAAGUUUCUCUGUGGGGCAUACCAGGAGAGGCGGUCCCGUAGGUACGAGGGUCCUAGGCCGUAUAGGGCUUUAAUAGUUAAAACCAGCACCUUAAACCUGAUCCUGUACUCCACCGGGAGCCAGUGCAGCUGGUAUAGCACCGGGUGAAUGUGAUCUCGUAGCGAGGACCCCGUAAGGAGUCUCGCUGCAGCAUUCUGCACCCGCUAGAGUUUCUGGGUCAGUCUCAAGGGCAGCCCCACGUAGAGCGAGUUACAAUAAUCCAGUCUGGAGGUGACCGUCGCGUGGAUCACAGUGGCUAGGUCAGGGCGAGAGAGGUAAGGAGCCAACUGCUUAGCUUGGCGGAGAUGGAAAAAUGCCGCCUUUGUUAUAGCUGCAAUCUGCGCCUCCAUGGAAAGGGAGGUGUCGAAGAUUACACCCAAACUCUUAACGGAUGGUGCUGGCACUAAUUGCGCCCCCGCAAGAGAUGGGAGUUGCCCCCCCAAUCCCAUAUUGCCCCGUCCCAGCCACAGGACCUCUGUCUUCGAAGGAUUUAGCUUCAACCAGCUCCCACGUAACCAUCCAGCCACAGCUUCCAAACAUCUGGUCAGUGUGUCUGGGGCCGAGUCAGGAUGGCCAUCCAUCAACAGAUAGAGUUGGGUGUCAUCGGCAUACUGAUGGCAACCCAGCCCAAAACUCCGAACAAGCUGGGCGAGGGGGCGCAUAAAGAUGUUGAAAAGCAUCAGGGAGAGUAUCGCACCCUGAGGUACUCCACACACCAAGGAGUGGCGCGAUGACAAUUCCCCCCCAAGCGCCACCCUCUGUCCCCGACCAGAGAGAAACGAGCGCAGCCAUUGAAGGACUGUGCCCUGGAUCCCCACGUCGGCAAGGCGGUGGUCCAGAAGUUCGUGAUCGACCAUGUCAAAAGCUGCUGACAGAUCUAGAAGAAUCAGCAGCCCCGACCCGCCUCGAAGGCAACCUGUAUAAGGAACCUUUUAAUGGUUGAUGUUUUUCUGCUGUUUUAUAUGUGUUGCAAGCCUCCCAGAGUGGGCGGGGUGAGUGAGUGAAUGAAUGAAUGAAUAUAUAUACCUGCAGGUCUCAGGGCAGUUACAACAGAAAACCACAAUGUGAAAACAGAGAAUAAAUAAUAAAAACAAAAACAAUCCAAUAAUCCCCUCCUCCCCAACACAUUUUAAAAAGACAGUGGAUGUCAGUCAGCCAAAGGUUUGGGUUAAAGAAGAAUGUUUUUGCCUGGUGCCUAAAGGUGUAUAAUGAAGGCACCAGAUGAACCUCCCUGGGGAGAGCAUUCCACACAUAGGGGGCCGCUGCCAAAAAGGCCUGUUCUCGUGUUGCCAUCUUCCGGAUCUCUCGUGGAGAAGGCACACAAAAAAGGGCCUCAGAAGAUGAUCUCAGGGUCCAAGUUGCUUCAUAUGGAAAGAAGCAAUUCCUUGAGGUAUUUUGCCUUCAUCCAGCUCAUUUCAACCACUCAAGGAGUGUGCAAAGCAGGCUGUGAGGGUUGUGGCCUGGGAAGAUUUUCCAGGGAUCCGAAUUAGAAGAUGGCCCAACUCUAGGAUUCUGCAAAAUUAAACAAGUGGAUUUUGCAGAGAUGAUUAGGCCUAAGAAUUUUAAUCUGGGGAGCGAUCUGCAAAUCCAUCAGAUUAGUCAACGGGUGCUAAUUUUAACCAGUAGGGCAGAGAGAUAAAUACAUCCACUGGGUGCUGCUGCUUUGGCUCCAGUGUGUCGCUCUAGCUGAGGAGGCUGUGUUAAAAGUGGCCUUCCUGUCUGACAAUGUGGGAGUUUUUUGUUGAUUAAACCAUAAUGUCACAUGUUUCCCUUUUUUCUCUUAACAUCGCCUACACUGAGGCUUUAACAAUAUGCAAAUAUACUUAAAUUUAGUUGAUGGGUGGGUUUAAGAGGCAUGUCAGCUCUGCCUAUUUUCCACAACCUAUCCCAGCCCCCCUAGCCUGUAAUCUUCAUUCUAGUGAGAGUAAUUGUUCAGGUGUCAUUACUGACUCCAAAGACAAACAUAACUUUAAUGAACAGACUAUACAACCCACUAGACUUGCUUGUGAUGCUUCCUUCCUGGGCAAAAUACUCAUAGUUCUAUAUAGGACACUCUGUUCACGCUGAGAGCUGGAAGGGACCACUGGCAGAGGAAGAGGGGGGCAGGGGGAGCGUACCACCCCCGGCAGCAUGAUCCUGGUGGGGCACCAUCACAGCUGCCCCUCUGCUAGCGCUGGGCACCACGACCCCGCAGGCGGUGUGCCAUGCCUCCAGGAUGCGCGCCAGCCACGCCCACACCUGAUCUCUGCCACUGGAAGGGACCACAAGGGUCAUCUAGUCCAACCCCCUGCAAUGUAGCUAAAGAAUCCCCAACUGAUGGCCACCUGGCAUUUGUUCAGAAAUCUCCAAUGAAGGAGAGUCCAUCACCUUCUGAGAGAGUCCAUUCCACUGUUCUCAAACAGCUCUUACUGUCAGAAAUGUCUUCCUUAUGUUUAGUCGGAAUCUUCUUUUUAAUCAUUUGAAUUUAUUGGUUCAGAUCCUGCCCUCUGGAGCAACAGAAAACAAGAGGCUCCAUCUUCCAUGUGACAGCACUUCGGCCAUUAUAUUAGGGUUGCCAUAUUUCGGAUGCAAUUCAAACACAAAAGUUGUUGAGGUGUUUUUUCCCCAAAAUCUCAGACAACCAAUACCGUCAUAUUCUGUUUGCCAGGUGUAUGGCAGCCCUACCUUAUAUUAGCUCCCAGAAUGCUCUUCUCCAUGCUAUACAUACCCAGCUCCCUCAAGUCUUUCCUUCAUCAUGGAAAAUUUAUUUCCCCCCCAGGCCAGAUUUCUCAGGGUGCUGAAUUCAAAGCCUACUAGUUGCACUCCUAUUUCUAUGGUUUCAGGCCACCAUCAUGAUCAUAUUUGUUUCCUAACAUAUUGCCCCUGUUUCUUUGUGUGUCUGGCAGUCUGUGUUCACCCUUGGAGUCGCAGCAGGUGGUUUGGGCACCAUGUAUUUCAACGACUACCUGGGCCGCAAGCUGAGCAUCAUGUUCUCUGCUGUUCCAUCUGUCAUCGGAUAUCUCUUUAUGACCAGUGCCCAAGGGACCUGGAUGCUGCUAGUGGGCAGGCUGUUAACAGGAUUUGCUGGGGGAGUGACUUCUGCUUCCAUCCCAGUAAGUCAACAGUGUUCUUUUCCUUGAGGUUCAAUCUCAUUCCAGCAAACUCAAAUUGAGUACCAUACGUUGAAAGCACUUUGAGGCCACUUUAAACAGUCAUGGCUCCCUCCCAAAGAAUCCUGGGAAGUGUAGUUUGUUCAGGGUGCCAAGAGUCAUUAGGAGACUCCUGUUCACCUCCCAAAACCACCAUUCUGAGAGUGGUGUAAUAACCAGUCCCUCUUCCCAGAAAACAGCCAGGAAUUGCAAAGCCCACACUGGAACUUGGACGGGUCAUAGAGAUUUUCUUGCCUCUGCAGCUACUUUUGGGCAUGUGCCCAAGAGCCUGGAUGGUAAAGUGAUAAUUGUCUCUGCCACACACUUCCUUCCUCUUCCAUUUACUGGCUGAGCAAUAUUUAAAAUAGUGAAGUUGGAGGUAGUGGUGUCCUGAGUUGUAGUUCCCCCUUUCUGUCUCCUGAAAGGACCACAGGAAUAUUAGGGGAAGGACCAUAGUACAAUGGGAAAGCUUCUGCCUUGCGUACAGAAGGCCCCAGAUUUAACCCCUGGCAUCUUCAGGUAGGGCUGGGAAUAUCCCCAGUCUGAAACCUUGGAGAGCCACUAACAGAGUCAACAAUAGUGGAGCAGUGCGCCUGACUCAGUAGAAGGCAGCUUCCCAAGUUUUUCCAUUUAAACCAGACCAUUAUUCGGAACCAUAAGGGCUGGAAAGCUUAAUUUAAUUUUAGGGGAACAGUCGUAGCUCAGUGGUAGAGCAUCUGCUUUUUAUGUGGAAGGUCCCUGUCAUCUCCAGAUGGGGCUGGGAAAAUUUCCCCGCCUAAAAUCUUGGAAAGUCACUGCCAAUCAGUGUUGACAAUCAUGAGCUGUUUGAUUUUCAUACUAACCUACCUUUGUAGGGCCCUGAGUGCAACAGAGUUCUCUACACCUAUGAAUCCCAGCAACUGGAAUUCAGAGGCAUAUUGCAUCCGACAGUAUGUGGCAAGGAACAGGGGAGAAAUUAAGUUCUCAUUCAAAUGUAAACUUUUAAAAAAUGCAAUCCCCCACACAAUAUUUGAACCAAAACACAGCCAUUCUACAAAAUACCCACUCAUCUGGAUUUUGCACUACAGUUUUCCAGCCACGCAAUGUCUCAAAAAACGUAUGUGCUAAGGUAAAGUGCAUCAAUGCAUAUAUCAGUGAAAAUAAUCUACAGAAGUGCAAAACUGCUCAGAAAUAACACGUAGAGUAGGAGACAUUUGCACAAAAAAUGUUGAUGAAUUUUUUUCGAGGACAUGUUAUUUAUAAAAAAAAAUCACAGGCUGAUGUACAAACAUGGAUGACUGAUGUUAUGCUUGUUAAAACAAGAAACUGAGAGAAGCUGAAACUGAUAGAUUCAUCCAUCCCUAAUUGUGGCUACAUCCAUUAACUUAGGUCCAUUAAUUUCACUGGGUCUACUCUGUGCAAAGCCUACUUGGACACACACACCCCUGUUCUGCUGAUUAAAUUCUGGCAACUUACCUUCCUUUUCUGUCCCUCCAGGUGUACAUCUCUGAGAUCUCUCACCCUGGAGUCCGGGGAGCUUUGGGCUCCUGCCCUCAGAUCAUGGCUGUCUUGGGUGCCCUUUUCCUCUAUGCUUUAGGCAAGUAAUUGGAUGUGAACUGUGGAGGAACGGAUCAGCAUCAGACUAUUUGGCUUAAACGUAGGGCGGCUGGUGGUCCUUAGAUCAGUGGUGUCUUCAGACAGGAGAACUGGGCUUCAGAGAUGAUUGGAAUGCUUUGUUUGUUCUGGAAGGAUUAAGGUAUCCUUCUCCUCCCCCUGCCAGAGUCUUGCAUCCCCUCUUCCAAUACAUGGGCCUAGUCUUCUGGUUGGACAAGUAAGACCAGCUCAGGACCUCCCCAAAUUGCAGGGUUUCCAACCCAGUGACUCCUUGUUUAUUUGUUUGGAGAAACACUGGAAAUUUCACAAGCUAUUUAUCUGAUCUUUUGAAGUCAUUCUGCGUUUAACCCUUUCUCAGACCUUUGACACUGAGGUCCAGCUCCGAGGGUCUUCUGGUGGUUCCCUCACUGCGAGAAGCCAAGUUACAGGGAACCAGGCAGAGGGCCUUCUCGGUAGUGGCACCCGCCCUGUGGAACGCCCUCCCACCAGAUGUCAAAGAGAAGAACAACUACCAGACUUUUAGAAGACAUCUGAAGGCAGCCCUGUUUAGGGAAGCUUUUAAUGUUUAACAGACCACUGUAUUUUAAUACUUUGUUGGAAGCCGCCCAGAGUGGCUGGGGAAACCCAGCCAGAUGGGCGGGGUAUAAAUAAAUUAUGAUAUGAUGAUGAUGGCAGAAAUACACAUUGGUUAUCAGAGCUUAGCCAAUGUCUGGGGUGUGGGCUUCAGAUCAGUGGUAGAGCUUCUGCUUUGCAUGUAGAAAUGUCCUAGGUUUAAUAGCCAGCAGCUCCAGGUAGGGCUGUGAAAGACUCCAGAGGAGAGGAGAGUGCCCUGGAUCUUGGGUGCUGCUGGUGGGCUAUCCAUUGAGGCAUCAGGUUGGCAACUGUGAGAACAGUAUGCUGGACUAGAAGGGCCAUUGGCUUGAUCCAGCAGGCUCUUAUUCCUUGUCUGAAACUCUUGGAGAACUGCUGCCAGUCAGUACAGACAGUAAUGAGCUAGAUCAGCCUUUCUCAACCUGUGGGUCCCCAAAUGUUGUUGAACUACAACUCCCAUCACCCCUAGCUAGCAAGGCCAGAGCUCAGGGAUGAUGGGAGUUGUAGUCCAACAACAUCUGGGGACCCACAGGUUGAGAACCGCUGAGCUAGAUGGACCAAUGGGCUGACUCAACAUAAGGUGGUUUCUUAUAUUCCUGGAAAGGGCCAUAGCACCAUAACAGAGCAUCUGCUUUGCGUGCCAUGUUCAUUCCCCAGCUUCUCCAGUUAAGGCUGGGAGAGACCCGCAUCUGAAACCUUUCGAGGUCUGUUGUCAUCCAGUGCAGGCAUUACUGAGCUAGAUGAACCAAUGAUUGGAGUCACGAAAGCUACUUCCUGUUGGAAUCAGAUAGAUUUGAACCCUGGCCUCCCAGGUCGUAGUCCAACUCUCCAACCAUUGCACCACACUGGCUCUUCAGGUUACUCUUUCAGGGGCCAGGCAACCUUUUCUGUAAAUGUUCAGGUUGACAUUCAAGAGGCAAGGACUGUGUAACGCAAGAGCCAGGAAGUGCCCACGGAAGACCAAACACACUGGACAGGAUUGGGGAGCCGAUAAUGUCGCAGUCAGGCUCUUGGUUGCAAAACCUGAGAUCGAAACAACAGAUUGGGUAGAGAUAAUGCAGUCGCUCAGGGCGCCUGCCAAUUAACUCAGAACAUGUAAGGUUUUUGAAACAGCCUGGCUGGUAAAGGAAUGGAGAGAGAAAGGGGAUCCAGCAGUAAUGUUGUAGGCCUUCUCAAGAUGACAAAAAGGACUGGAAUUACUGUACAUUUAAGCUGUUGUGCCCAAAGCUGGGGCAGUCACCAUGGUAUCUUCCAGCUGAUAUUGGACUACAACAGGUAUGGGUAAUCUUUGGCCCUCCAGAUACUCAUGAACUAUAUCAGCCCCAGUCAGCAUGGCCAACAGCCAGGGAUGAUGGGAGCAGUAAUUCAGCAACAUCUGGAGGCCCAAAGGUUCCCCAAGUGUGGACUACACCAGCUCUGAACUUGGGGAGUAGAGGGGUAUGGUUGUUUAUUACUGUUGCAGCUUGUUGGAGACAGUCCUUCACUCACCUCUUGCUCUGUCCUCUUCCCACUGCAGGCCUCGUUGUUCCCUGGCGCUGGAUGGCAGUGGCUGGACAGGUGCCCGUCCUUCUCAUGAUCGUAUUGCUGUCUUUCAUGCCUGACUCACCUCGUUUUCUGGUCUCCAAGGGGAGGGAGGAUAAGGCCCUGGAUGCCCUGGUAUGGCUGAGAGGAGCAAAUGCAGAGUACUGGUGGGAAUACGAGCGAAUCAAGGAAAGCUUCAGUGAGCAGGUGUGCUAUGGAAGGAUGGGCGAACAUGUCAAUUUCAGUUCCUUUGUUCCAGUCGUAAAUUCAGUUCUCCACAUUUUCACAUCCUUUUGCAACUUACAGAAAAAAAAGCUCCUGUGAAAAUUUGUCAGCAUUUUUGUGUGAAUUUCUCUUACUGUACACAUUUUUUAAUGAGAUGUUGCCUAAUGUCCCCCCCCCCCAUUUUUUUUUGGAAAAGGCCACUUUUCUCUAAUUCAAUGCAUUUUUGAACCAAUUUUCACCCAUAUAUGCAUUUUUAUGGAUGCUUUGCCUAGCAUUUUCAUUUUUGUACACCUUACUUGGCUGAAGUGCAGCACUACAAAAUUUGGCAAAGUGUGAAUUUUGAAGGAGGGCUGUGUUUUAGUUUGUACAGUGGUACCUCAGUUUAAGAACAGUCCUGUUUACGAACUACUCCGCAAAACCGGAAGUAGUGUCCUGGUUUGCGAAAUUUACCUCGGUCUAAAAAUGGAAGCCAAACGGUGGAAGGGCACCAGCUGCAGGAGGCCACAUUAGGGAGAGAGCACCUCGGUUUAAGAACAGUUUCGGUUUAAGAACAGACUUCCAUAUAUAUAUAAUAUAUGUAAUAUAAAAACUGCCUCGCAGUUUGCAGUUAACUAGGAGAAGUCUAAAGUGGCAUCACCCCAAUUUUCUGAUCUCCUUCUGUACCCUCUGCUCCCAAAUUACACUCUUGUGUCUCAAAAGUAGGGCUGGAGGAGGAAUCUGCCUUUACUCAGAUUCUAAAUCUCACUUACCAUACUUUUCCGUGUAUAACACGCACCCAUGUAUAAGAUGCCCCCUAUUUUGGGGGACUAAAAAUUAAGAAAAUCCCAUGUCCCCACUAGGCACUACCCAUGUGUAAGACAACCCCCUAUUUUAAAACAUAAUUUUUCAGUAAAAAAACAUAGUCUUAUACAUGGAAAAGUACAGUACUUAAUCUAACCCAAGAGGAUUAUGACCAGGGGCAGGUCAGUGGCCCAUUUCAGAAUCUGCAGUCUGGCAGAUUCCUUUGCAAAGUGCCCUGGAGUUUUAAAGCUACAGUUACUUAACACUGUAGUCUGAGUAUUGCACACACACCCCAGGGGCGUCUUAGCCAUAGAGGCUAGUGGCACGGGGCGCCAUGGCACCAAGUUCUGGAGGGCGCCAGGGAAGAGGCGGAGGCUGGAUGCGGCGCCUCCAGGCAUCAGCUCGCCGCCCUCGCCCACCUCCGCCAUGCCGCGCCGCACCAGGAGCCUCCGCCCCGCCGGAGGAGCUGCCCUCCAGCCACUGCCUGCCCAGAAGGAAACGUGAGGGUGGGGGGCGGCAGAGGGAUCCUUGCACCAUGAUGCCAGAUAUGCUUAAGACGACCCUGGCUCCCCCGCACUGUCUUCCCCGCCUUUGAAGCUUUUGAAAUAGCCUGCCUAGCUGCCUAUUCUUGCUGGUGCUGGUGGGAAUUAUAGUUCAAAACAUCUAGAGGGCACCAGGUUGGCCAAGUCUAAAAUAUACCCCUGAAUGGAAAUAGUUUCCCACAGGAAUUCCUCCUCCGUUGAUCUGGAAGGCAACAAAUCCUGAAGUGCGAUGUGAAUCUGUCUUCUUCUUUAUGUGGAACAGGUGUGAGGAGCCAUUGACCCUUCAGGUGCUGCUGAACUACAACUCCCAGGGGAGAAUGGUACUUCAGCACUUUCUGGAAGGCCAAAGGCUCCCCACACAUACAGCAAUUGUCUAUCGAAAGGGAGAGCCAAGCAAAAGAGGAGGCAUCAUUCCAUUCCUUGGAGGCCAUUCCACGAAAUCUUGAUCUUGUUCCUGGGUGUGUGUGAAAUGGAUCUGUCUGAGCCGUUUGUAUCCAUAUUUCCUUAGAACAGACCAAUUUCUUGGAAAGAGAUCAAGCAGCCCUACAUCUGGAAACCGCUGGCUAUCACCUUGUUGAUGAGGUUCCUGCAGCAGCUCUCAGGGGUUACCCCCAUUCUUGUAUACUUGCAGGUGAUAUUUAACAGCACAGAGGUCAUAUUGGUAAGCUAGCCACUUAUCCGAAAUUCUCCUCAGGACCUGUCCCCACCCCCAUUCCACCCACUGCCUUCCUUUUUUGGCUUCCAUUGAAAUAUCCUGCGAACUCUCAUUUGUGAAGGGGCCUUCUAACAACAGUUCCCAGGAUGCUUUGGGGGAAGCCAUGACUGCUUAAAGUGGUAAGAGAGUGAUUUAAAUGUAUGGAGCAGAUGUAAUUUAGUCUUUAAAGCAUGCCUUCCAACGUUCCUCAGAUGAAAGGAGAGACAUUCUGUUCUACAUCAGUAUCACUGCCCAAGGGGAGGGUGUUUCCCCAUGUUUUUAUUAAAGUUUUCCAUUAUAAAGACAGCCCCUGCCCCGCAACUCCCCUGACGAUUGCCUAUGCUGAUGGGCUGAUGGGAGUUCUAAUUUAACAGCAUCGAGGGAAUCAAAUACCAAAUCAGCCCAGAGAAGUGAGGGCGCUGCUUGUUCACUGUGUGUUUCGUUUCUACCAUUGUGGCACAAUGGUUAGGGUGUUGGACCAGGACCUGGGAGACCAGGGUUUGAAUCCUGACUCAGCCAUGAAGCUGCUUGAGUGACCUUGCGCCAGUCACCAUCUCUCUGCCUAAUUUACCUCACAGGAUUUUUGUAAGGAUGAAUUGGGGAGGAGGGAAACGAUGUACACCACCUUGAGAAAAGGUGGCAUAUAGAGGUGAUAAAUAAAAUAAAAUACCUUUACAACCUGUACGUUCCCCACACCCCAGCACCAAACUAGACAUGAAGCUAAAUGUGGCAUUUGGAAUCACCAUAAAAAAUUGCUCCUCAUCCACAUCCACACAUGAUUAAGAAAAAAUAUUAUAUCAUUCUUAGUUUAUUAAAUUUGUUCUCGUAACAGAAAAAAAUAAAACACUCAUUUUCCUCAGGCUUACAACCUAAAGAGACACGAGAAAAAGGGGAAAUGGGUUGGGGGCGGGGGAGGAUUUAUUAUCAUGUCCAGUUUGGCCAGUUAUCUCCUGUUCGCUGUGUGCGUCUGUUUUAAGUAAAUGCUGACUCAGGGAAGAAGGAGCCUCAGACAUGCUAAAUGGUUUCUCCUUUUACCUUUGCAGGAGCCGCAAUAUGAUGCUGUUAUCGUGGGGGCCGUACGCUUAGCAUCGGUGGCAGUUGCCACCUUCUCAAUGGAUAAAGUCGGAAGGAAGGUUCUUCUAUAUAUCUCAGGUGCAGGUUUUGUCCACUCUUAUCACACCCCACCUGGUGCAUCUAUAGAUCUAUUUUGCAGAGUCAAAACCAGCUUUGGGGAAUUGUUUGGUUCAAUCUUUGGGGUGUGGGGGAGAGAGAGGGGGAGAGAGAAAGUAUUGAAUUGAAAGCACUGAACAUGUGGGGUGUGGGUGGGCAUUCUCUCCCCAUCACCCCCCAUACCGGAUACCCAAUACAGUAAAAUGUGCCGCUGGUGCUUUGCAACAUUUGCCUUUCCAACCUAGGCCACAUUCACACCACACAUUUAAACUACUAUGAUACCACUUUAAACAGUCAUGUUUUCCACACAAGAAUUCUGGGAGCUGUAGUUAAGGUAGUGAAAGCUUUUAAGGAAACCCCUUAUGGCCUUCACAGAGCUACAAUUCUGGAGUUCCUUCUGAAGAGAGAUUGGUCAUUAAACUACACUAGGGAUGGUAGUUGUAGUUCAGCAACAUCCAUGGGGUAGGCCAAAGUUCUCCUACCCCAAGCACUUUACGGGGGGGGGGGGGGACCCAGUAGGUUCUUAGCCACAGGGCUAUCUCCCUAGAAUGUCAGGAUCCAGAGACUGGGUGUGAAAUAAUGAGCAGGUUGAGGAAAUUCCCAGACAUAAAUAACCCUCACAUCUCACACUGCUGUUCUUCUUUUUUGACAGCCAUCAUUAUGCUUGCCUCAAACUUGACUUUGGGCUUCUACAUCCACUUCAUACCUCAAUAUUCCCAUAAUUCAGCAAUUAUGGUUAACAGUAGUAGCCACGAGGGCCUGGCUACCAGCUGGAUAAGUGGCCUCACCGUCAUCCCUCUGAUCGCCACCAUGGUCUUCAUUGUAGGUAUGUUAUUGUCAAGAACAGAAAGCCACCCAGAUACUCUCUGAAUGUUUUAAGCAGUAGCUUGAUGUGGCUUAUUAUUAUUGCAAAUUAAAUUUAUAUACCAUCCUUCAACUGAGGAUCACAGGGCAUUUAUAGUAUAAAAUUAUGCAAGGUGUGGAGAAUGUGGAAAGAGAGGGACUUUUCUCUUGUCUGUCAUAAUGCUGGAAUUCAUUGACAUCCAGUGAAGCCGAAUGUUGGAAGAUGCAGGACAGAUCAGAGAAAGUCCUUCUUCACACAGCACAUAGUUUAACUAUGGAAUUCACAAGAGGCAAUGAUGACCACCGGCUUGGAUGACUUUAAAAGAGUACUGUACAAAUUCAUGGAGGAAGAGGAGCCUGUCAAUGACUACCAGUCAUGAUGGAAGUGUAUUACCUCCAGUACCUGUCACUGGGGAACAUGAGUUGGGAGAAUGCUGUUGUGCUCAGAACCUGUUUAUUGGCUUCCCUUUGGCGUAUGUGGUUGGCCACUAUAACAACAGGAUACUGGAUUAGAUGGGCCUUUGCUCUGAGCCAGCAGGGCUCUCCUUAUGCCAAAGCUUCCCUACACCUGCUGUUCUAGAACAGAACUAAAUCAAAAUUGACAUUUAUAGCUGUUUUGGUUUGCCACACUAACAUGUUUGAGGAAGGACUAGUCAUUCAGCUUUGCCUGAGGUUUUUCAGAGGGGCUCCUCUUUCCUGUCUCUAGGUUAUGCCAUCGGUUGGGGCCCCAUCACCUGGCUGCUGAUGGCUGAGAUUCUCCCACUGAAGGCCCGAGGGACAGUGUCUGGGCUCUGUGUGCUUGUGAGCUGGUUGACUGCCUUUGUCUUGACAAAAGUCUUUCUGUUGGUUAAGGUAAGUAGAGGAAGAAGAGCAGGGUCGUCUUAGCCUUAGGUGCAAGGGGUGCGGGGCACUCAGGCGCCGGGCUCUCAGGGGCACCAGGCCAAGAGUCUGGGGCCGAGAUUUGGAGUCCGGGGAUUGGGAAGAGCCGACAGCUGCUGCCGAGCAGAGCAGAGCCCGUCAGAGCGCAGCAGCAGUUCUGCUGCGGGCAAGCGAGGUGCUGAGGCAGCCGGCUGACUCCACACUCCUGCGUGCCUGGGAUUGGCGGGCCGUCGAGAGGCCCGCCCAGAGCACGCUGAUCACACAAGGCGCCUGGCUUCACUCAGUCACUGCCACCUCGGGCUCUACUGUUGUGCUGGGCUCUGCUUGCCCUCCCCUCCCCCCCCCCCCGGCGCCUGGCCCCAGCCUUGCUCUGUCGCUGCCGCCACCACUGCCUCAGGCUCCUCUGUUGCUGCUGAGGUGGCCAGCCCAACCAGCUUUGCUGUGUGCACCUCGCUGGCCCGCCCUAAAAAAAUGUCAACAACUUUGGGGUCCCCCCCUAAAAAAGGUUGACUUGGGGGGGCGCGCCAGGCGGAUCUUUGCACCCCAGCGCCGCAUAUGAUUAAGACGGCCCUGAAUAAGAGACUUCAUACGUGUUGCGAGAUAUGCCACAGAAAGCGGCUGUGUACACACCCCCAUUCACCUUCAGUGCAGCCCCACCACAAUCUGUAUCUAUCGUGUCAUUUCUUAUGGAAUAUUAUGUUUUGAUGUGUUUUCCCCACAAACCCAGCUUCAGGUGAAACUGAGAAAAAGGACCUAGCAGCGUUUUAAGCUGGUAACAUUUACACAGCCCUAACCUGCUUUAACAGUCUGACCCCUGAUCCUGGGAACCUUCAGCACUCUUAACAAACUACAGUGGUACUUCAGGUUAAGUACUUAAUUCGUUCCGGAGGUCCGUUCUUAACCUGAAACUAUUCUUAACCUGAAGCACCACUUUAGCUAAUGGGGCCUCCUGCUGCUGCCGCGCCACCGGAGCACAAUUUCUGUUCUUACCCUGAAGCAAAGUUCUUAACCUGAAGCACUAUUUCUGGGUUAGCGGAGUCUGUAACCUGAAGCGUAUGUAAUCCGAGGUACCACUGUACAACCCACAGAAUCCUUUGGAGGAAACCAUGGCUGUUUAAAGUGGCAUCAUAGUGCCACCAUAGCGCAUAGUGGUGUGAAUGAAGCCAAAGUCUCAGUACCCUCACCAGGGUCUAGAGCAGGGUUGGGGAAAUUUUUUUUUUUUACCACAGGGGUCACAUAUGACUAGUGGGCAAGGCCACAGUCAAAAGUGGGAGGAGCAUCUAGGAAAUAGAUUUAAUGCAUAAAUAAGUACUUUUCACUCUGCCCCAUGUCCUCUUUCUCUGCUUGUCCAAAGGAUAAUUUCUUUUCCUUUUCCAGGCACAGUAUGGUCUGGAGGUUCCUUUCUUCUUCUUUGGGGCCAUCUGCAUAGUGAACCUUAUCUUCACGUUUUUCAUUCCCGAAACCAAAGGAAGGUCCUUGGAGCAGAUUGAAUCAUACUUCCGGACUGAGCAGAAAUAA